AUGGCCCCGUCAGCCACAAACGGCAGUGCAUAUGGCACAUCCAACGGAGCCCACGAGGAUUCGAGAGCUCCUACUAACGGAUACACCAACGGGCAUACCAAUGGGCAUACCAAUGGGCACACCAAUGGGCACACCAACGGAUUCACCAAUGGCUCUUCACACAGCAAUGACACCUCUGAGCUAAAUGGGCAUCAUGCUCAACCCUUCGGACAGACCAACGGUCACCGAGUUGGUCAGACCAAUGGCCUCAAUAACGGCCUCAGCAACGGCCUCAGCAACGGCCUCAGCAAUGGACACUCAAACGGCGUGAAUGGGAGCCAUACUUCACAACCUAAAGAGAAGGUGAUGCCUAUUGCCAUUGUUGGCAUGUCUUGUAGGCUACCGGGCAGCGUAGCCAGUCCAGCUGAGUUCUGGGAGCUAUGUGCUAGAGCUCGAAGUGGCUAUUCAGAGAUACCCAAGGAACGGUUUAACACCGCCAGCUUCUAUCACCCGAACCCGGGGAAAGCUGGCUCCCACAACCCGGUUGGGGGCCACUUUCUGAACACAGACCUACAAGCAUUCGACGCCCCCUUUUUCAGCUUGACGGAAAAGGAGGCCAUCUCUAUGGACCCGCAACAACGGCUGCUCUUGGAAUGCACGUUCGAAGCGCUCGAAAACGCGGGUAUUCCCAAGCACAAGAUCAUUGGCAAGGACGUCGGGGUCUUUGUUGGCGGGUCGUUCCCCGAAUACGAAUCUCACUUGUUUAGAGAUUCGGACACUAUUCCCAUGCAUCAAGCUACCGGUUGCGCGUACGCCAUGCAAUCUAACAGAUUAUCGCAUUUCUUUGAUCUUCGCGGGCCAAGUUUUACCACAGAUACGGCAUGUUCCUCUAGUCUUGUUGCACUGCAUGUGGCUUGUCAGAGCUUACGUGCGGGCGAGUCGGGCAUGGCGAUAGUCGGUGGUUGUCAUUUGAACAUGCUCCCAGAGUUCUGGAUAUCCUUCUCUAAAUCGAGACUCUUUUCGGAUUCAGGUCGAUCAUUUUCGUUCGAUAGUAGGGGUACAGGGUUUGGUCGUGGUGAGGGGUGUGGUAUGGUGAUCCUCAAGCCGCUCGACCAGGCCCGUAGAGACAACGAUCAAAUCAGAGCAAUCAUUGUCGGAAGCGGGAUCAACCAGGAUGGAAAGACGCCUGGUAUCACUAUGCCCUCUGGCGAGGCGCAAGAAACAUUAAUGCGUCAAGUAUAUACUAAUGCUGGACUCGACCCCGCCGAUUGUGGCUUCGUGGAGGCACACGGAACAGGAACCCGAGUUGGGGACCCAAUUGAGGCCACUGCAAUUCAUAAUGUAUUGGGUGCCGGGAGGUCCCCGAGAGAUCCCCUUUUCAUCGGAUCUGUGAAAUCUAAUAUCGGCCAUCUUGAGGGCGCUUCUGGAAUUGUAGCCAUUAUCAAGUCCGCUCUCAUGCUAGAGCGAGGGUUCAUUUUGCCUAAUUAUGACUUCAAAUACCCCAAUGAGAAGAUUCCUUGGAAGGAGUGGAAUUUCAAGGUCCCCGUUAACCAACGCCCUUGGCCGCGGAAUAAGAAGUACAUCAGUGUCAACAACUUUGGAUUUGGUGGUACUAAUGCCCACGUCGUCCUUGAAAAAGUCCCCUUCACGCAAAAGGGCUCUAAAAACGAUGCCGAUCUCAAGAACGACAACCCUGGAAGGAAACUCUUCCCAGUUACUGCGAACGACAAGAACGCGCUAGAGGCCGUUCUCAAGAGUCUCAUUAUCUACUUGGAGCAAAGACCUGAAAUGUUCCAAAAGGACUUGAUGUCAGACGUUGCUUACACUCUGGGUCAACGGCGAUCUCUGCUACAAUAUCGGGUGGCAAUUCCCGCGCUUAGAUCUUUUGACUUCAUCGAUGCUAUCAACAACCAGAAGAUCACACCUGGCAAGGAGGUCGAUCCGUUAAGGAUCGGAUUCAUCUUUACUGGACAAGGUGCGCAGUGGUACGGUAUGGGCCGCGAGCUCUACGACCAAUAUCCCGUGUUUGCACACGCAAUUGACUACGCGGAUGCUUGCUUGAGCACACUGGGUGCUUCCUGGUCUCUCGUGGAAGAAUUGAGCAAGGAUGAGAAGACUUCUGCCGUCGGAGCUGCUCAUAUCAGCCAGCCGUCUUGCACCGCCAUUCAAUUAGCCUUAGUUGAUCUCAUGCGAUCGUGGGGUAUUCUACCGACCGCAGUGGCUGGUCAUUCCAGUGGAGAAAUCGGUGCAGCUUAUGCUGCGGGUAUUCUGACCUUCGAGGCAUGUGUCUCAAUCGCUUACCACAGGGGCCGUCUCAUCCCUGUCUUGAAAGAGCGAUACCCUGAUCUGAGGGGCUCCAUGAUGGCAGUCGGAGGUAGCAAAGAAGAGUUUGAGCCUCUACUUUCAAAUCUUAAGGAUGGUGAAGUCAAGAUUGCGUGUUAUAACAGCCCUAGCAGUCUCACCAUCUCGGGUGACGAGGCUGGUAUUGAUGAGUUGAAGAAGGUUGUUGAAGAGAAGCAACUCUUUAACAGGAAACUUUUCGUCGACACUGCUUAUCACUCCCACCACAUGAACCUCCUCGCGAAGGAGUACCAAGCAUCAAUCGACGAGCUUGAAGGACCGAUUUCAACGGAUGUUAGGUUCCACUCAUCGCUCUUAGGCCGUCGUAUUGACGGCACUGAACUCGAAGCAUCCUACUGGGUACAGAACCUUACUUGCCCAGUCAGGUUUGAUGAGGCUGUACAGAGCAUGCUUGAGCCUAUUGAUGGUCAUAAAACCGGCGUCAACAUGCUCGUUGAACUUGGACCCCACUCUGCGCUCCAGGGACCCCUUAAGCAGAUCCUCAAGACAGUAGGUGGCGAUGCGGCUAAGAUCCCUUACGCUUCUGCCCUCGCAAGAAAGAAGGAUGCUGUGGAGACGGCACUAGACGUUGCUGCCACCCUCUUUGCUAAGGGUGCUCCAAUCGAUUUUGAAGCUAUUAACUUCCCCAAGCAGGGUAAGCCGCCAAUGUUAUUAAGCGACUUACCUCGUUACCCCUGGAACUACUCGUCCAAGUACUGGCACGAAUCUCGCAUGACGGACCUACACAAGAACAGGACCGCUCCCCGUAACGAUAUUCUCGGCACUCUCGCCAACUACUCCAACGACCUGGAACCCACAUGGAGGAAUAUCGUUCGUCUUGAUGACCUACCUUGGCUCCAGCACCACAGGAUCCAGUCUCUGACAAUCUUCCCCUUUUCAGGCUAUGUCUCAAUGGCUGUCGAAGCGGCAGCUCAGCGAGCAAAGGGUGCCAACGUACACUUUGAUAAGUUUGAGCUCCGUGAUGUGUCUGUUCUUGCACCAUUAGUUAUCCCUGAUGAGGAUGUCGAGAUGACGACUACUCUCAGGCCACAUCAAGAGGGUACUUUGGUCUCUUCGGAGGUGUGGGAUGAGUUCCGCAUAUGCUCAUGGACAAAGAGCAAGGGGUGGAAAGAAAACUGCAAGGGAUUAAUUGCCGUUCAAACCCACGAGUCAAACGGUGUGGAUGAUGCUAGACAGAAUUUGGCAUCGCGAAUUCAUCUCCAGUCAACCAUUUCUGACAUCAACGCAGCCGCGUCCUCGUCUAUUGAAAUGGAAAAGCUGUACGAAAGCCUCUCUGAGGUUGGUGUUGCUUAUGGCCCGACCUUCCAAGGAGUAACCAAUUGCAAGGCCUCUCACUCUUGCUCGCAAGCCGACCUCCUUGUUCCCGACGUGGCAAAGGAGAUGCCUAAUCACUACCUAACCGACACCGUCAUUCAACCCUCAUUUCUUGAAUCCCUCGUCUCCAUGUACUGGCCAAUUGCUAGCUCGAAGAAUUCUUCUCCAGACACCAUAUACCUACCCUCAUCAGUCUCAAGCGUAUCGAUCUCGACGGAAGUAAUCGAUAUUGGCAAGACACCUGGCCAAGCCGUCAAAGCCUACUGUCUUGGAUCCCUACCGUCAGAUAGCCCCAGGCCAACAAAGAUGAACAUGUUCAUUGCCGGCCCUAAUGCGUCGGAGCCCAUAAUCAAGCUGGAUGGUCUUACCAUUGCCCCUAUACUAGAGCGCGACGGAGAGACUGACCAGGAGGCUCACCGUGAGCUGUGCUAUAAGCUGGAUUGGGAACCAAUCCUUGACCCCGUAUCAGUGGACUCUGACAGCUCAUCGUCGGAAUGGGUACCUGUAGAAGACUGCCAACUACCCGACUCAGACAUUGAAAUCGUAUACGGAGAGGGUAGCCUUCAAACUCAGAUAGCCUCCAGUUUAGCUGAGGCCUUGCAACGAAUCACCGGCAAGUUGCCUACCACGAGUACUCUUCUAGAGGCACAGGCUGAGAAUAAACUUCUCAUCUUCCUCUCUGAGAUCGACAAGCCGCUCUUAUCGCAGCUGAAAGCCGAUGAAUUCACCGCUCUCCAAAAGAUGCUCAUCUCCGUGCAAGGUGCUUUGUGGGUUGUUCGUGGCGCUUAUGACAACUCGACUUCACCAGAUCUGAACAUGAUUCUUGGUCUCAGCCGAACAAUCCGCUCAGAGACUCUACUGCCCUUCUCUACAUUAGACCUCGACGGACGGAACCAACUCUCCGCCGAGCAGGUGACCGAAGCCGUUCUCAAGAUCUUCACCGCAGUCUUCGGCAAGAGCAGCGCCUUGAAUGGCGAGCUCGAGUUCCAGGAGAGAAAUGGGUCGUUCUUCACCCCUCGAAUCAUCAACGACCCGGUGAUGAACGAGAUCGUCCACAGAGAAACUAAACCCUCCGCUCUUCAGCAAACACCAUUCGGCGAGACAGACCGACAACUAAAGAUGGCCAUCACAGAUGCUAGCGCACUUGAAACGCUUCACUUUAUCGACGACCUAGUCGCCGAGGCACCCCUCAAUGGCGAAGACAUCGAGUUCAAGGUCCACGCCGUCAGUGUUAACCACAGGGAUCUCACAGCUGCCCACGGCAAACUCGCAACGCACGACUUUGGCGUGGAAGCUAGUGGUGUAGUCACCGCUGUAGGCAAGGACGUCAAGAAAAUACAGGUUGGCGACCGAGUUGCAGCUAUUACCAAGGGCGCCUUUGCUACGUCGACCCGUACCAAGGCUACAUUUGCCUUCAAGCUUCCAUCGGAUAUGCAGUUCGAAGAGGGCGCAACCCUCCCUCUCGCUUACAGCACCGCCUACUAUUCUCUUAUCGAACUCGGACGACUGGCUGAGGACGAGACUGUUCUAAUCCACGCCGCCGCCGGUGCCGUUGGCCAAGCUGCUAUCGCGCUCGCUCAGAUGGUCGGCGCCAAGGUAUUUGCUACUGUAGGCAGCACUGAGAAGAAGGAAUUCCUCAUCAAGGAGUACAACGUACCUGAAGACCACAUCUUCUACAGCAGGAACCUGUCGUUCGGCAACGCUAUCCGCCAAGCCACAGGUAACGUCGGCGUUGACGUGGUACUGAACUGCCUCACCGGUGACGGCCUCCGCGAGAGCUGGAGCAGCCUCAAUAAGUUCGGUCGUUUGAUCGACAUCGGGGCCCGAGACACCAACACCAGCACAAGACUCGAGAUGACCCAGUUCGACAACAACGCCAGCUUCAUGACUGUCGAUAUCAUGGCAAUCGCUGCUGAGCGACCAAAGCUGCUGCAAAGACUCCUCUCCGAUGUAUCCAAGUUGAUGCGAUACAACAAGAUCCGCCCUAUCUCCCCCGUCACCGUAUUCCCCAUCUCCGAGGUAGAGUCCGCAUUCAAGACGCUCCAGGGCGCCAAGGCCCACGGCAAGCUCGUCGUGGUACCACAUGCACAUGAUGUCGUCAAGGCUACGCCUCCCCGCAAACCCGCGCAGCUGCUUAAGGCUGAUGCUUCUUACAUCCUCAUCGGCGGUACCGGUGGGCUUGGUCGAAGCAUGGCCCGAUGGAUGGUCAGCCGAGGUGCCCGGCAUCUAGUGCUAGUCUCACGAAGUGGCAGCGCAACCGGCAAGGUCAAGGAAUUGAUUGAAGAAGUUGCUUCGGUUGGUGCCGAGAUCGUGGUACGCCGUGCUGAUGUGGCCAACCCUGCAUCUGUUGAAGAGUUAAUCCAGCACGGUCUAGAGGGCUUGCCUCCUGUUAGGGGUGUAAUCCAUGGUGCUAUGGUCCUUAACGAUGUUCUAUUCGAGAAGAUGACCUACGACCAAUACACCACCGUCAUCGAGUCCAAGGUCCAAGGAGCCUGGAACUUCCACAACGCCCUCUCCGGCACACCCCUAGACUUCUUCGUCGCCAUCUCAUCCGUCGCCGGCGCCGUCGGCAACCGAGGCCAAGCCGCCUACGCCGCCGCCAACUGCUUCCUAAACGCCUUUGUCCAAUACCGACUCGCCCAAGGCCUACCCGCGUCGUCAUUGGACUUGACAGCUAUCUCCGACUCGGGCUACCUCGCCGAGGAUCUCGAGAAGGCCGCCGAAGUCGCCAAGAACCUCGGCAGCGACACCAUCUGCGAAGCCGAAGUCCUCGCCCUCGUUGGCGCCGCUAUCAACGGCAACUUAGCCACCGCCUGCAACAACCACACCAUCACCGGCAUGCGCAUUACCCCCAGCAUGCAACCCUUCUGGACCCCCGACGCGAAGUGCAAGCACCUGCGCGAGGCCAUGGAAGCCGCCGCAGCCGCCGACGCCGCCGCCUCGGGCAGCACCAAGGCGAUCUCGUACAACGCGGCUGUGAAGGCGGCCAAGACGCUCGAGGAAGCCGAGGCGGUCGUCUGCGACGGCCUAGUGCACAAGCUAGCUGCGGUCAUGAUGAUGGAGCUCGAAGACCUCGACGUGACGCGCUCGCUAUCGCACUACCCGCUCGACUCGCUCGUCGCCAUCGAGAUCCGCAACUUCAUCACCCGCGAGUUCGAGGCCACGCUGCAGGUCCUCGAGUUACUGUCUAGCGGCUCCAUUCAGACGCUGUCCAAGGCCGUCUGCGUCAAGAGCAAGUUGGUUAACUUCUAG
Molecule: messenger RNA, 6906 nt
Organism: Daldinia decipiens
Lineage: Eukaryota; Fungi; Ascomycota; Sordariomycetes; Xylariales; Hypoxylaceae
Product: ketoacyl-synt-domain-containing protein
Exons: 6
Coding region: 1-6906 (2301 amino acids)
Biological process (GO): fatty acid biosynthetic process; secondary metabolite biosynthetic process
Molecular function (GO): 3-oxoacyl-[acyl-carrier-protein] synthase activity; fatty acid synthase activity; oxidoreductase activity
Source: RefSeq, a predicted model, not a curated record